Globicephala melas (long-finned pilot whale) is the source of this 5039-nucleotide messenger RNA. RefSeq names its product mutY DNA glycosylase (gene MUTYH). Gene Ontology annotation, molecular function: 4 iron, 4 sulfur cluster binding; oxidized purine DNA binding; 8-oxo-7,8-dihydroguanine DNA N-glycosylase activity. Gene Ontology annotation, cellular component: nucleus. The record is from RefSeq and is a predicted model, not a curated record. NCBI's taxonomy places the organism in Eukaryota, Metazoa, Chordata, Mammalia, Artiodactyla, Delphinidae. Gene Ontology annotation, biological process: mismatch repair; base-excision repair.
UGCACACCGGGACUUGUAGUCUCCUCGUGGCUGGUUCAGAAAGAAGGCGCUAUUCCUCUGAAACUUGAGAUCGGUUUCUUAGAACUACGAGCCCGAGACCCUCCCCCCACCGGACCGCACAGGCUUUUAAAGCGGCCCCUGGGAAGCCACUCACCGUCAGAGACGGCUGGAGCUGAGGCUGCGCCAUCGUCACCGUCGGCGGCCAUGACACCGAGGUCCCUCGCUUGUAUAGUCAGUGUGCACGCGGGACUUCCUCUUCGUCUCCUCACUCCGCUCCUGCAGUCGGGGACGGGGCGGAGCUUCGCCCCCGGAGUCGCCGACCGGUCGGACUUCCGUUCAGACCUCCCGGGUCUGGCGCGGUGGAGCCAGCCUGGCGCGCGCUAGGAGCCUAUUGGCUGGCGUGGGCCGGUUCACCGCCCGGAUUGGCCGGAGCCACGCCCCCUGGAGUUCGUCUGGGAGCUGGGCGCUGGAGAUCGCGCAGGAGUCAAUCAUGAGGAAGCCACGAGCAGCUGUGGGAAGUCGAAGUCGUUGCAGGAAGCAGGCAUCCAGCCAGGAGGGAAGGGAGAAACGUGCCCUCAGCAGCAGCCAGGCCAAGCCGUCUGCACCUGACGGCCUGGCCAGGCAGCAGGAGGAGGUGAGAUUGCAGGCCCCUGUCUCCCCGUACCAUCUAUUCAGAGACACAGCUGAGGUGACAGUCUUCCGGAAGAGCCUGCUGAGCUGGUAUGACCGAGAGAAGCGGGACCUACCCUGGAGAAGGCGGGUGGAGGGUGAGGUGGACCUGGACAGGCGGGCAUACGCUGUGUGGGUCUCAGAGGUCAUGCUGCAGCAGACCCAGGUUGCCACGGUGAUCGACUAUUAUAACCGAUGGAUGCAGAAGUGGCCAACGCUGCAGGACCUGGCCAGUGCUUCCCUGGAGGAGGUAAACCAGCUCUGGGCUGGCCUGGGCUAUUAUUCUCGAGGCCGGCGGCUACAGGAAGGAGCCCGGAAGGUGGUAGAGGAGCUAGGGGGCCACAUGCCACGUACAGCAGAGACCCUGCAGUGGCUCCUGCCUGGUGUGGGGCGGUACACAGCCAGAGCCAUUGCUUCCAUUGCCUUUGGCCAGGCAACCGGUGUGGUGGAUGGGAACGUAGUACGGGUGCUAUGCCGUGUCCGAGCCAUUGGUGCUGAUCCCAGCAGCACCCUUGUUUCCCAGCAGCUCUGGAGCCUAGCCCAGCAGCUGGUGGAGCCAGCCCGGCCAGGAGACUUUAAUCAAGCAGCCAUGGAGCUGGGGGCCACAGUGUGCACCCCGCAGCGCCCGCUCUGCAGCCAGUGCCCUGUGCAGAGCCUGUGCCGGGCACACCAGAGGGUAGAGCGGGAACAGCUCUCAGCCUCACGGAGCCCGCCAGGCAGUCGUGACGUGGAGGAGUGUGCUCCCAACACUGGACAGUGCCAGCUGUGUGCGCCUCCCACAGAGCCCUGGGACCAGACCCUGGGAGUGGCCAACUUUCCCAGAAAGGUCAGUCGCAGGCCCCCCAGGGAGGAGUGCUCUGCCACCUGUGUUCUGGAGCAGCCCAGGGCCCUUGGGGGUGCCCGAAUUCUGCUGGUGCAGAGGCCCAACUCAGGUCUGCUGGCAGGACUGUGGGAGUUCCCAUCUGUGACCGCAGAGCCCUCAGGGCAGCACCAGCGCAAGGCCCUGCUGCAGGAACUGCAGAGUUGGGUUGGGCCCGUCCCGGCCACCCGCCUUCGGCACCUGGGACAGGUGGUCCACACCUUCUCUCACAUCAAGCUGACAUAUCAAGUAUACGGUCUGGCCCUGGAAGAACAGACCCCAGUGGCCAUUGUACCACCUGGAGCUCGCUGGCUGACCCGGGAGGAGUUUCACACCGCUGCUGUCUCCACCGCCAUGAAAAAGGUGUUCCGUGUAUACGAGGGCCAGCAGCCAGGGACCUGCAAGAUAUAGACAAUAUGAGAAACGUUUCACAGUUUAAAAAAAAGUCCCAUCUCUUUGGACCCCUGUGAGAUUCAACUUCUGGCACGAUGAGAUGGAGGCCACACCUGGCUCCUAAAGACAAAGCCUUUCACUCCAGGCCUCUGUGGGUGUCUCUCAGUUCCAGCAGGCCCUGUGCUGGACUCCCCAGUGCUCCAGGACAGGCGGCUACACCCAGCUUCAGCCCUUCUCAGGCUUCCUGGACCCUGGCAGCUUGCUCCUGCACGGACUGCCACAGGGCCCGAAUGUUGCCCUGGCCAAAUCCAGUGGCCCCCUGCCUCUGAAUCAGCUCCAGGAAGAAAGUGUCCUCUGCAAAGAGCGACUUGGUGAAGACCUGAAGCAGAAACUUGCCUCUGUCACCAUCUAGCAAGACCCCCUGUCGGGCCAGCAGGCUAGGCUCUAGCCCUGCAGCCAGGAUCUGCUUCUCCUUGCCUGGCUGCUGGUAGUAGGCCUCAGGAGGAGUCAGGAGCUGACCCCCGGCCCCUACCACACCCUCAGUGGCUUUCAUGAUAUUUGGUGUGUAUAACCCCACGUGCUGCAGUCCAGGUCCCCCGUUCCGGGCCAGGAACUGCUCCACCUGGUCCUGUCGGCUGGUGACCCCCAGCAGGGACUCGGCCAGCACGAGGGUAGGGACAGCACUACCCGUAGGGGCCCGCAGGGCGGUGAGCCUCAGUCCCCCGGGCCCGGACUCUGCUGCCACCUCCAGGCCCAGCUCCGGAUCCUCACCUGGGCUCAGCGGCAGGUGGUGAAAGCCUAGACAGUCGUGGAACCAGCGCAUCAGUUUUGGGGAGCUGCUGGGGGUGCAGGCCAAGGUCAGGUGGUCCACGUGGCUGACCCAGCCCGGGCCAGGUGCGGAGGGCACAGGCCUAAAGCCGGGCAGAAAGGGCCCGCAGAAGCCAGUGCGGUCCAGCAGCGUCAGGCUGAGGUUGCCGGCCGGCGAGCUGAUCACGGCGUAGGUGGCGGCGCCCUGCUCAUCCCGCACGCUGACAGGGGGCACCGGCACGCUGCAGCCGAGCGCCGCCAGCGCCCGGGCGGCGGCGCCCGCGUCCGCCACGUCGAAGCACAGGUUCGUGGCACUGGGCACCGCAUGAUGCGGGUCCAGGCCGUACAGCGGCUCUGCGGGCCCCGCGCCCUCGUUCACCAAAAAGACCGCGUCGCCGCUCCGCAGAGCCAGCUGCCGCCAGCCGUCUGCUUCCCGCACCGCCAGGGGCUGGAAGCCGAAGAGGCGCUGCAGAUCCCGGGCGAGGGGCAGCCCCGCCGGCGCGUGGAAAGCGAUAUGGCACAGACGGCGGGCCGGCGCGGCCAUGGCGGUCUGGAUGGCGUCCCCGGCCUGUCCCUCCCCUGGGGACAAUCACUUGUCCGGGACUCGGAGACUCUCAGUCCCUGGCUUGUCGUCAGAAGCCGGUGGAGUCCAAUUUUGCCUGCAGACCGCGUUCCUCGAUCUUUUUCGGGGAGAAGCCACAAACGGACCACUUGGGGUCUUGCGGUUCCCUCUGCCGAAGCACGCCAAACUGGGGCUGCCUGGAGACCACCGAGUCUGAGCUGUGGCUCUAGAGAACCACGCGGAGCCAGUACAGGGGCGGGGCGAGAGAGGGGGGCGGAGCCAGUGACUGCCACUCUCCACCCCCUCGCUCAGCCUGUGUGGCCGAGAGUACACCGGGGGCACAGGACUGACCCUUCCCAUGACCUCUGGCUGGGCCUCACUCUUGGGCACUGACCUUCCCACGGCCUCUGGCUGGGCCACACACCUUUGGGCACUGAGCCUCCCAUCCCCGGACCCUGGAGAUCACAAUAGCUGCCUUCACUAGGUUCCAGGCACUGGGUUCCUACUCAUGCCCCAACCUCAGAGCAAAGGGAAUCAGCCCUAGUCGGGGGAAGAGUCCGAAUUUUCCCUCUACAAGCACGGAAUUUCUUAGCAAUUUCAUGUUUUAGCUUAAAAUUUUUGGAGAAUUUUGCUUUUAAUUGCCUAAUGUUCCUUUAAAACUUAAAAUAGAAUAAAAUGCUUUAAGUUACAGAUUUUCACUUUUUCCCCAAAAUGGUCCAGAGAAAUUUAUGUUAUAGGAAGAUAGACCAUUUAUUUAGCUCCUAAAUGCAUCUCUCUUUUGGGAAAUCUUUCAGCUGCACCUUUUCAACCCCACUUCUCCCUUAACAUUUUUUACGCCCUUGUCCCAAACAAGAUUUGGAGAAAAAACAGUGGCUCAGGAUCUGAAAGGAACAGCUGCACAGGCAUCCUUUCUCACCCUCCUGACUCUAUUAGGACUAGAAUAAGUCCUCUUUGCUCUUUCCAGCUUCCUGACUGGGUAUUAGGCCAGAGGAGCUUUCUGGGGGCAUUUCAGGCCUUGCCACUGAGAACUGUGUGAGAUCACUGGAUUGAGGAAAUUCGGAGUCUUCUGGAACUUCACCUGGUAGCUCUUGAAGGGUUUGGAAGGGCAUUCCACGAAGAGCAAAUGGCAUAAGCAAAAGCUCAGUGAGGAAUGUGAGCCAAACCCUCAGAGGAGCAAUGGAGCAUAAGGUUGGGGAGACAGUUGGGUUGGAUGCCUGUGGUCUGAGGCAAUGCAAAAGAGAUUCAUUUGUCAGGCAGCCUGGUGUGAUGACUUACUGUUGAGUUUCAUUGGCAGGAGGGAGAAGGAUGUGAUGAGGGGACAGGGCUUAGAAAAACACCUGGCUGGGUGUUCAGGCCUACAGCCAGGAAGGCAGUACCUGAAGCAGUGGUGAAAGGUACUUGGUGCUACUCUGCACUCCAGUGAAUUGGAGAACAUGGACUCCAAAAGCCAGACAGACCUGGGUUUAAAAAUCUACCUCCAACACUUACUAGCACAUGUAUAACUUUGGGCAAAUUGCUUAACUUCUGAAUCUUAGUUUCGUCAUCUAUAAAAAUGGGAAUAAUAAUAGUACCUACUUAGUGGGAUUGUUUUGAUUAAAUGAAAUAGUAUAUGGUGCAGCCUGGCAAAAGAUCCAGGUUUUAGCCUGUGAACCUGGGCCUGACUGUGGGGUCAGGGCAUACAAAGGGCUACUCCUCCGUAGUCCUGAGCACUGGGAAGGCACUGGGAGGGCUCUGGCUUUGGUGGUGUAU